Cylas formicarius (sweet potato weevil) is the source of this 1195-nucleotide messenger RNA. RefSeq names its product RING finger protein 141-like. The record is from RefSeq and is a predicted model, not a curated record. Gene Ontology annotation, biological process: protein autoubiquitination. NCBI's taxonomy places the organism in Eukaryota, Metazoa, Arthropoda, Insecta, Coleoptera, Brentidae. The transcript has 4 exons. Bases 494 to 1189 code for a protein of 231 amino acids. Gene Ontology annotation, molecular function: ubiquitin-protein transferase activity.
CUAACAAUUUUGUAUGAGUUCCGACUUCACCAUUGAUAAUAGGAUGGUCAAUAGUGUAUAUAGGUCAAAAAUUCGUUGAGUAAAAUUUUAUAUGUAGUUUGUUUAAAUAACCGUAAAAAAUAAACCAUUUCGAAAUAUCAAUCAAGUUUAUAUAUUAAUUAUAUUAGUCCACACAAUAUAAUUAAAAAUUUCUACACAAACUUUUAAACGACAAACGCUUAAGUUAUAUCAUAAACUUGAAUAACUAAAGGUAAAGGUAGGGACAAAAACGUUUUUCCUUCGGCUUAUUUUUAUUGAUUGAUCUUUUUGAGCCCUCCACCCUCGCAAAACUAAGACUCUUCAUGCUCCCUAAUGACUCAAAUUUAUAGCUGUCCUACUAUAGAUAACCUAUUGUAUGACUAAGGUUAUCUGUUGGUUAUAAAUUUUAUUCCUUAUUGAAAGGUUUAGAGAUAGAUGUAAGGUAUUUAGAGAUCAAACAAAAUAAUGCUCUAGCAUGGGAGGCGCAACUUCUGGCCUUGGAGAGACGUUUUCUCGGGUGUUAAAUGAUGAGCCUAUAUUUACUUUGCUAUCAGAGGAAAUUAAUAAUCUUUCUUAUGAGGAUCUUUUGAAGCUAUUAUCUGAAAUGAAUCAUUUAUCGAAAAAAUGUUUAGAUUCAAAUGGGCAUCAAUUAGUAUUUAUGGUGAAAAAAGAGACAGACUCCACUAUAUUCUGGAGAGCUACUAUUCAGAUUGCUUGUGUCAAAAUCAAUGCUGACACACAAGAAGUCGUUAGUUACAGACUUCUAAGUUUAAGCCAAUUUAUGAAAAUUUUCAAAACCCUCAGCUGCCAAAAUUUAGCAGCUGAACAUAGUCAAUGCUGUACAAGUUCUAAUUCCGAAAAGUUAAACAUUUCAAAAAUUUUGGAUAAUAUUAAUGAAAGCUCAAAUUCUCACAGCUCAGAGGAAUGUUGUAUCUGUUUCGAAAGGAAACAAGAACUGACUCUACCUUGUGCACACAGUUAUUGCCUGCAAUGCAUAGAAGAAUGGAAUGAAGCUCAUGACACCUGUCCUAUAUGCAGAGAAAGAUUGCAGAGUAGAGAUGAAUCGUGGAUAAUUUCGGAGGUACCCAAAGCUGAAGAUAUCAGUAAGGAAAUCCGGGACAAUCUCUUAGAACUUGCAGAUGAUAAACCAUCUGUCUGCAGCCCUUCUUAAACAGUU